UGGGCGGAGUGGAAUCAUCUGGACAGGUUGUGGAAGAAGAGCGUUGUCGUGGUAGCCUGCUGACGGCAGGCCGGCCGUCUCUGUCUCGUAUGAUGUCUCUGCCUAGCGACAGCUACAUGCUCCGCCCCCUACAGCCUCUCAGACACACCCGCUACCCUCCCAUUGGCCACGACACCUACAAGGGAUGCGGUUUCUCAGGUUCUGUCUAUUCCAUGGGUUCUAGCGGAGCAGGAUCCCUACUGCAGGUCCCGGGGGCGUUACCGUCUGGAAGCCACGCAUCCCUCAGCUCCAGGGGCUCCAGCUGCAGACCCACAGUCAGGCUCAGCCCCUCCCACAGCGUAGACAGACACUCCCUCUCCAUGGCGAGACACACCCCCAGGAGGCCUGGCCACGUUGACAGCAGACGGGCCUCUUAUAUACAUAGCCCAUCCCACAGUAUGGACACACAUAGUUACAGACUCAGCACUGCUCAGAGCAUCGACAGAGACUCCUCCCGUUACCUCGAUAGACGGGCCUCUUAUAUCCACAGCCCCUCCCACAGCAUGGACAGUAGACACACCCCUUAUAUCCACAACCCCUCCCACAGCAUGGACAGUAGACACACCCCUUAUCUCCACAGCCCCUCCCACAGCAUGGACAGUAGACACACCCCUUAUUUCCACAGCCCCUCCCACAGCAUGGACAGAAGACACACCCCUCAUAUGGAUAGACACACCCCUUAUAUCCACAGCCCAUCCCACAGCAUGGACAGUAGACACACCCUUUAUAUCCACAGCCCCUCCCACAGCAUGGACAGUAGACACACCCCUUAUGUCAGUAGCCCCGCACACAGUAGCAAUAGACACACCCCUCAUAACAAUAGACACACCUCUCAUAUGAGUAGCCCAUCCCACAGCAUGGACAGACAGCCUGAACCCAGAUCCUCCCUCAGUGUGAGAAGACAGCUGAGGAGACAGGAGGCGGUGCGUUGUGACUCUGAGGACCUGAGCUGCAGUUCCACCCACGAUCUGCGGGGGAGCACCCACCUCACCGUACCCAGCAUGCACCUCUCACCGCUACCCAGCCUGCCCCCUGGUGGUAACACACACCCGGACGUACACCACCCCUCCUCGCCGUCCCGCGCCCCCCGAGGACUCACCUCCAGCGCACACACACUCCGCCACACACACACCGUACACACACUGCGUCACACACACAGUCAGAGGGUCAUAUCUACCAGAGGACACAGUAGGAGCCACAGUGAUAGCGGGCCCCAGCGGCCCCCCAGCCCUCAGACGACAGACAACCCACAGACACCCCAGAGGCCUGAGAUACCCCAGACCCCAGGUCCCAGCCUCACCCUCUCUCUCUGCUCUGGAGGUCCCAGCCUGUCCCUCUCCUCCCCCUCCACACCCUCAAUCCCCAGCCCCAACCUCGCCAUCUCUACUCCCUCCACUCCCCAGAGCCCUCAGAGUCCCAGUUCCAGCCCUGCCUUCAGCCGUGAUCCAUUUCCCCUGAGCCUCGGUUCCAGUCCUAGCCGUCUACCCACUUCCUUUCCAGAUGAGACUGAUGAUGAAGUCUGUCGCAUCACACACCACGCGUCCAGCCCCUCACACACACCUGAGCACACACACCAUGCGUCCAGCCCCCUACACACACCCUGCUCUCCCCACACCUCCCUCCACGCCUGCCUCUCAUUUGAAGAGGACCAGAGGAACCUGUGUCUCAGCAGCCAAUCGGCGUCUCCCGUUCGAGAGUGGACCAGGAAGCAGAGGAUGAGCCCGCCCUGCAUCUCCGUAGCCCCGCCUGCUGAAGCCCAGGUUUCCACGGUAACCCAGUCGACGGACAGCAGCAUGCAUCUGAGGAGGCGGACCCUGUCGGUUGACUCCGCCUCUCAGAGAGACUCUUUGGACACGAACCCAGCGGAGACACGCCUUUCUGUUCCCUUUCUCCAAUUGGACUCCAGCUUUAUAAGCAUCACGGUGGAUUCUGACCAAUCAGGAUGCUCGUUAUUGACGGACAGCGAAUCAACCGUCGAGGGGGAGGGUGAGGGGAGAGAAGGGGGAGGAGCUCGGAACUCUCAGUCUCUGCUGGGAUUGGUUCCCAACCCUCUCAGAAGGAGGAGCUUAGUGCGCAUGCUCAGCACACGGGAAGGAGAGGAGGAGGAGACUCAACCCUGACCUCUGACCUCUCAGAAAUAGUUUCCUUUCUCCAACCCUCCUCCUAGAGAGACUCUGGUGAGGCAGCAGGGUUUUAGUCCAGCCCUGUUGGAACAGGUCUGAUUCAGCCAAUCAGCUGUUGAUAAGGACAACCAUGACCUUUGACCCCUAACCCUUGACCCCCCCCCCCCGAAAGACUGCUGUGCUGUAGCCCCUCCCCCUGAGGAGCCGUAGCCCCUCCCCCCUGAUGUCAGAGUGUGACAUCAUGGUACAGAAUGAUAUGCAAUUGGACCCCCCACCUUCUCCCUCCCUCCCCCACCCAUUGGUGGAAACUGUGUGUCUGUUAGGAGACGAUAUGUGUGUGACAUCAUCAGAACCUCCGGCACUGAACACUAUACCUGCCAUUAGUCGACCUUUAACCAUGUCACCUUUAAUCACCUUUGACCUUUCACCCCUGGCGACAGCCUCCCGUCGCUGCAGGUGACGUCGGAGUCACGUCAUUUCCCCUGGAGGAACUUUCACCUUUAAUCACCUUUGACCUUUCACCCCUGGCGACAGCCUCCCGUCGCUGCAGGUGACGUCGGAGUCACGUCAUUUCCCCUGGAGGAACUUUCACCUUUAAUCACCUUUGACCUUUCACCCCUGGCGACAGCCUCCCGUCGGAGUCACGUCCUUUCACCUGGAGGACCUUUCACCUUUUUUUGGACCAUUUUUAAAACACGAAGAAGUUUGAGUAGCACUAGAUGUAACCACGUCACCUUUUAACCUUCGACCUUUAUCUGAUGUUUUUGUCUGUUUCUUCCUUAUUGUACAGCUUUUCUGUCAGGUCCUGUUUUAGUCCAGACACUUCUCCUGUCUCCAUGGUUACUACCAGACACAUACAUAGAGAAACAUGUUGUUAAAUAUAUGGCUAGAUAUAUGACUGUGGUUACUAUAACUAACUAACUGACAGAUUAGGAACUCUGUCACUUUAACUUACUAAUUACUAGAACUACUCUCUCUCUCUGUCUCUCUCUCUCUCUCUCUCUGUCUCUCUUUCUCUCUCUCUCUGUCUCUCUCUCUCUCUUUCUCUCUCUCUCUGUCUCUUUCUCUCUCUCUCUGUCUCUCUCUCUCUCUUUCUCUCUCUCUCUGUCUCUCUCUCUCUCUUUCUCUCUCUCUCUCUCUCUCUCUCUCUCUCUUUCUCUCUCUCUCUCUCUCUCUCUCUCUCUCUCUCUCUGUCUCUCUCUCUCUCUCUCUCUCUCUCUCUCUCUCUCUCUCUCUCUCUCUCUCUG
Messenger RNA from Oncorhynchus nerka (sockeye salmon), 3409 nucleotides. RefSeq names its product sialidase-like. The coding region runs from base 90 to 2159 and encodes 689 amino acids. The transcript is spliced from 4 exons. The record is from RefSeq and is a predicted model, not a curated record. Lineage: Eukaryota; Metazoa; Chordata; Actinopteri; Salmoniformes; Salmonidae.